This is a messenger RNA of Musca vetustissima, 781 nucleotides long. Its product is annotated as retinol dehydrogenase 13-like. NCBI's taxonomy places the organism in Eukaryota, Metazoa, Arthropoda, Insecta, Diptera, Muscidae. The annotation marks the transcript as partial. The record is from RefSeq and is a predicted model, not a curated record. The transcript has a single exon.
AUGAGCGGUCAACGAUGUCCCAAUGACAAUCAAAUCAGAGAUCAAAUUGUAAUUGUCACAGGCGCCAAUACGGGAAUUGGUUUUGAAAUUGCAAAAGCAUUGGCCGGUCGCGGAGGACGUGUCAUAUUGGCAUGUCGCAAUAUGGAAGCUGCUGAAAAGGCAGCUGCAAUUAUAAAACGUGAACUUAGCUGUCAGGUAUUGAAGGACGCACAAAAGACUGCAACAAACACAAACGGCGGCACAAAGGACCCGUCAUCGUCAAGCGGUAAUAAUGACACUGAAGCUAAUGUUAAUGGAAACGAUACUGCCGAUGGUGGCAGUAGUGGCGGUGGUGGAGAUGUCGAUGGCAGCAGUGGUGGUGCUGCUGGUAAUAUGUUCUUUGUGGAAGCUCGUUACUUGGAUUUACGUUCGUUCGAUAACGUUCGACGUUUUGCACGCAAAAUAAUGGCAGAGUUCGAACGCGUUGAUGUACUCAUCAACAAUGCCGGCAUCAUUUUCGAUCCGGUGAAAACCAAUACCACAGAUGGUUUCGAACAGCAUCUACAAGUCAAUUAUAUGGCACCGUUUUUAUUGUCGCAUUUGCUCCUGCCACACCUGAAGAAAUCGGAAAAUGGACGCAUAAUAAAUGUAUCGGCACAUGCUCAUGCCUCGGCGAAAAUGGAUUUUGAUGAUCCAUUGAAUGUGGGUACAUGGGCGACCAAAUUUCAUCCACGUGAUGCUUUUUCCCACUCCAAGUUGGCUGUCAUUUUGGCAACACGAUGGAUGGCAAAGGAAUUGAAAG